This is a messenger RNA of Cyclopterus lumpus (lumpfish), 631 nucleotides long. It is a transcript of the gene mrpl35, whose product is annotated as mitochondrial ribosomal protein L35. The transcript is spliced from 4 exons. Bases 13 to 543 code for a protein of 176 amino acids. The record is from RefSeq and is a predicted model, not a curated record. NCBI's taxonomy places the organism in Eukaryota, Metazoa, Chordata, Actinopteri, Perciformes, Cyclopteridae. Gene Ontology annotation, biological process: translation. Gene Ontology annotation, molecular function: structural constituent of ribosome. Gene Ontology annotation, cellular component: mitochondrion; ribosome.
UCAGGAGAAAACAUGGCGGCCGCCUUAGCGAGAAGGGUGUCCGCGCUGCUGAGGCCGCUGUCAGUCUCUCUGUGUUCAAAGGCACCGCAACUCUGUCAGCUCUCCAGCCUCGUCCAGCUUCCGCCUGUCUACCGCUCUGCCGCAGCCGCUGUCCGCGCUCCUCUGCGGGCUGCAGCGAGUCUGACGCCCCGGUACAGCAUCCUACAACGGGUAUCGCCACUUAUUCCCAGUCUGACUCAACAACCAAGCAGAAGUCUGACAUAUGUCAGUCUGAAGAAGGGGAAGAGGAAGACUGUUAAAUCAGUGACAGACCGGUUCAUGAGGCUGCAUUGUGACCUUUGGAUCAGACGCAAGGCUGGAUACAAGAAGAAACUGUGGAAGAAGAAUGCUACCCGACGAAAGCGCCUGCGGGAGCAUGUAUUCUGUAGCAAAACACAGACCAAACUUUUGGAUAAAAUGACUACCUCUUUUUGGAAAAGGAGGAACUGGUUUGUUAAUGAUCCAUACCUGAAAUACCACGAUAGGGUCAACCUCAAACUGUAAUUUGCUUAGUCAUGUAAGUGACAUCUUGUUUUCUGUUUUGAAUAUAAUGUAAUAAUGUUACAUACGUAAUAAAAUCAUAUAUCUUAAA